UAGUUCUUAUCGUUAGAAGCUUUAGUUUAUAAUGAUGAAACUUGUUUCGGUUCUUCUCUUCCUUACUUUCCUCUCUUCCUCUCAAGCAAUUAAAUGCUAUGUGUGCAGUUCAUUGUGUGACCAAGACGGAAACAAUGUAGGAGACCUAGAGGAAUGCGCUGAUGUUUCAAAUGCUUGCCAAAUAACAGGACAACCCGAUGGACAAGUUUUAAAAUCAUGCUGGCUUUCACCCGGGUUCACCAUUGGCUGCUCUGAAGUUGGAGCUACGAAAACAUGUUGGUGCGAUACUGACGGUUGCAAUAAGGAUUUUGAUACUGCAGGUGCUGGAUCUCUCAGUGUUGGAUUGAUGGCAGUUGUUGGAUCCAUUCUUCUUAGAUCUAUGCUUUAAAUCCAUUCUUCUUUGAUCCCUGCUUUAAAUCCAUUCUUCUUUGAUCCAUGCUUUAACCCCAAUCUUUUCUUUAUUUAAUCCAUGAAUUCUUUGAUUAAAAAUUCACUUUCAACUUUAAUAAUUGGAAAAAUAUUGACAAAAAUCUUUUAUUUUUACGAUUUAUUUUAUUACUUAAAUAUUUGAUUUGCAUUUAAAUAAACUCCGCUUUUAUCACUUUAUGUAAACAUUGGUUUGAUAAAUAAAGCUUUGAUUGAAAUUUGUACA
Eurytemora carolleeae is the source of this 652-nucleotide messenger RNA. RefSeq lists its product as uncharacterized. The transcript has 7 exons. The record is from RefSeq and is a predicted model, not a curated record. NCBI's taxonomy places the organism in Eukaryota, Metazoa, Arthropoda, Copepoda, Calanoida, Temoridae. Bases 32 to 388 code for a protein of 118 amino acids.